Messenger RNA from Diaporthe amygdali, 2139 nucleotides. RefSeq lists its product as uncharacterized. The record is from RefSeq and is a predicted model, not a curated record. The transcript has 2 exons. Bases 1 to 2139 code for a protein of 712 amino acids. NCBI's taxonomy places the organism in Eukaryota, Fungi, Ascomycota, Sordariomycetes, Diaporthales, Diaporthaceae.
AUGCCGUGCAAGUUCGAGCCUGCUUUGAACUCUUGUAAAGGGUUUUGUGCUAGUCCCGAGCAUGGCACCGCACCCAAAAAGCGGCCGUCCUCCCUCCUUACAUUGUCAUUCUGCCUCCUUAUCUGUUUGAUCAGUGCACAUCUCGGAGGGAGGUCUCUUGCAAGGCUUUCCCCAUUCUUUCAGCCAGUGAGUAACGACGACGAGCAGAGACGCAACGAGUUUCGCUGGGCCGACAUCACACCGACCACAACCCUGCGGUACACGCCAUGUUGGGAUUCAUUCCAAUGUGCACGACUUUCCGUGCCCCUGGACUGGAAUUCCACAAUCGAAGAGCAUAGAAUCGGUCCAUAUGCUGCUAUUGCUAUCGUCAAGCUGCCUGCCAGGGUUCCCGUCACAGAUGCCAGAUAUGGGGGCCCAGUCGUCUUGAACCCCGGCGGGCCAGGGGAGUCGGGAAUCUAUCAGGUUCUGUCAGACGCGCGACAACUACAGACCGUGUUGGACAGCCCGAGAGGUCCUGAAGAAAUCACCAAUCACGGUGAAGAGGCUGGGAAGUAUUUUGACAUCUUGUCCUUUGAUCCCCGCGGUGUUAACAACACCACACCUGCGCUGAGGUGUUUCCCGGGUGCUUUCAAUCAACAAACUUGGCUGUUGCGGUUCCCUGAUAUCGGUUUGCUAUGGGACAGUGAAAGCCUGGUGGGUUUGGAGCGAGCUCGCGCGGCUGCCUUAGGAGCCAGCUGCUCGUCUGGAGGCGCUGAAGAGGAUGUCCUUCCAUACCUGAAUACAGCACAGGUCGUAGAGGACAUGGUGGAAAUCAUCGAGAGAGAGGGCCAGUGGAGGGCAGAAGAGGCGAGUAGACUGCUCGAAAUAAACAAUAGUCACAAGAAUCAGUUAGGGCGGAACUUAAAGCUGGAGGUUCAUCAACGCACCGCUUAUCACCCCGGACAGGAAAAGCUACAGUUUUGGGGGAUGAGCUAUGGCACGACUCUUGGCUCGACUUUCGCAGCUUUGCACCCCGACAGAGUGGCUCGGAUUGUUCUUGACGGGAACAUGGACCCAGCUGAACAUUAUCGUGGUGGCUUUGAGAAGUCACUGCAAGACGCAGACAAAGUCGUUACCCAGUACAGUACUUACUGCUUCGCUGCCGGCCCAGAGAAAUGUCGUUUAUUCAACGUAACUUCCCCAGACUCUAUCGAAGCCCGAUUCACAUCCAUCAUGUCGUCGUUGAAGACAAACCCUAUCGCAGUGUCGCUCCCCGGGAAUCUGGGUCCGGAGGUUAUUACCUUCGGGGACGUCCACCUCCUCCUUCUAACCUCGAUCUUCUUCAGCUUCGCCUUCGCGGAACGCUUCUGGGACCUCCUCCCCAUCCUCGAAGCCGGAAAUGGCACUCAUCCCGAAAUGGUCGCCAUGGCGUUGUGGAAGCAAGCGCGCCUUACGCCUGCCGCCCAGCUGGAGCCAGAAUCCGACUGCAACUCCAUCACUGGCGGAGGCGACCCGGACAGCUGCCUGCCUUACCACUCGUGGGCGGGCGCAUUCAAAACUAUAAGUUGCAUGGACGUCGGUGGUGGGCCGACUCAUCUGACCCGCGAGGCAUUCGCCGCAGCGCGAAAAAGACUAGCUGCUCAGAGUCGCUGGGCCAGUCCCACUUGGUCACGCAAUGUGCUAUCAUGCGAGGGCCUCACAGCGCAACCUGCUUGGCGCCCGAGUCUUGCAUUCGAGAAGCAGGAAUGGGCCAACACGUCACAUCCGAUUCUCUUCAUCGGUAACUCGUAUGACCCAGCGACACCACUCGCGAAUGCUAAGAGGGUAUCGGGGAAGCUAUUCCCCGGCAGCAUGGUACUACAGCAGGACUCGGAGGGCCAUUGCUCGCACGCAAGCCCUUCUCUCUGCACUGCGAGCGCUGUCCGGGAGUAUUUUCAGACAGGGAGGCUACCCCGGCCUGGAACAAUUUGUCAACCGGAGGUGAAGCCAUUCUUGGGGUGCGUGAGGAAGGGUGGCUGUAGGUUUGAAGGAGAUGACGCCCGACUCUGGGAAGCUCUCGUCCAGCUGGCGGAUCCGUUUGGGCUUACGAAGAGGGAUGGAGUGGAAAUAGACUUGUAUGAGGACAUCUGGAGGGCUACUGGCCGCAUCGCCCGGAAUUGA